GGCGUGGCCGCCGUGUCCAUUUUGCGGCGGGCCCGCGUGGUCGCAGUCCGCGGAGCAUUGUCUAGUUUUACAGUCAAACGUGGGGGAAAAACAAAAUUGGCUUUUCCCAGAGAAAUAGUAACCUUGCCGAAAACACCUGCUUGCCGGGGACAGAGGAUGUGAUGGAGCUGCUUGAAGAAGAUCUCACGUGCCCAAUUUGUUGCAGUUUGUUUGAUGAUCCCCGAGUUUUGCCCUGCUCACAUAACUUCUGCAAGAAAUGUUUAGAAGGGCUUCUAGAGGGGAACGUGCGGAGUUCAUUGUGGAGACCAUCUCCUUUCAAGUGUCCUACCUGCCGGAAGGAGACUUCAGCAACUGGGGUCAAUAGCCUGCAGGUUAAUUACUCCCUCAAGGGUAUUGUGGAGAAAUACAACAAAAUCAAGAUUUCUCCCAAAAUGCCAGUGUGCAAAGGACACUUGGGACAACCUCUCAACAUUUUCUGUGUAACUGAUAUGCAGCUCAUUUGUGGGAUCUGUGCUACCUGUGGCGACCACACUAAGCAUGUCUUCUCUUCUAUUGAAGAUGCCUAUGCUCAAGAAAGGGAUGCCUUCGAGUCCCUCUUUCAGAGUUUUGAGACUUGGCGCCGGGGAGAUGCUCUUUCCCGCUUGGAUACUUUGGAAACAAACAAAAGGAAAUCCUUACAGUUACUCACUAAAGAUUCUGAUAAAGUAAAGGAGUUUUUUGAGAAGUUACAACACACAUUGGAUCAAAAGAAGAAUGAAAUCCUGUCUGACUUUGAGACUAUGAAGCUUGCAGUUAUGCAGGCCUAUGAUCCAGAGAUCAACAAACUCAGCACUAUUUUGCAGGAGCAGCGGAUGGCCUUUAACAUUGCUGAGGCUUUCAAGGAUGUGUCAGAACCUAUUAUAUUUUUGCAACAGAUGCAGGAAUUCAGGGAGAAAAUCAAAGUAAUCAAGGAAACGCCUUUGCCACCCUCCAAUUUGCCCACAAGCCCUUUAAUGAAGAACUUUGAUACCAGCCAGUGGGAGAACAUUAAACUAGUCGAUGUGGAUAAGCUUUCUUUGCCUCAAGACACAGGCGUGUUCGUUAGCAAGAUUCCCUGGCGCUCCUACCAGCUGUUCAUGGUGGUGGCUCUGCUGGGUCUCCUCGUAUUCUGUGGUCCAACCCUAUUCCUGGCGUGGUCCCCAUUCGAUGAAUUGGCAGCUUGGAAAGACUACCUUUCAAGUGUCAGCUCUUACCUGACUAAGUCAGCUGACUUUGUAGAACAGUCAGUUUUUUUCUGGGAACAGAUGACGGAUGGGUUUUUCAUUUUUAGUGAAAGAGUCAGAAGUUUUGGUUUGGUGGCACUGAACACUGUGGCAGAAUUUGUGUGCAGAUAUAAACUGUAAAUCAACUACAAAGCUCUGUUUUUUGAUGGGAGUGUUAGAGAACACAGGAAUAACGCAGAUUUGGGCAAGAUUCCAGCCCGUUAUUUCUUUUAAAAGUAUUCCUUUGAUAAUGUCUUUUAUGUUAUUCAAACAUCACAUAAAACAGUGAAGUUUAGUAGUCCACCCUCCCCUUGCUUUGAACAGAGUCUAAAAUAAG
Molecule: messenger RNA, 1578 nt
Organism: Arvicola amphibius (Eurasian water vole)
Lineage: Eukaryota; Metazoa; Chordata; Mammalia; Rodentia; Cricetidae
Gene: Trim13
Product: tripartite motif containing 13
Exons: 3
Coding region: 162-1382 (406 amino acids)
Biological process (GO): innate immune response; positive regulation of canonical NF-kappaB signal transduction; positive regulation of macroautophagy
Molecular function (GO): zinc ion binding
Source: RefSeq, a predicted model, not a curated record